GGGCCACUGAAAAGGUUUCUUCUUCCAAACACUUCAUCAUUAUCACUUAACACAAGGAUGGAGAGGUUUGGCGCGAUGGUGGUUCCUCCUAUGCGUCGCCCAUGGAGACCGUAACCCCUAGACCCUUACCCUCCGCCGCGGUGACCUCCUCACCUCCCUCCUUCGCUCACCUCCUCCUCCUCACCGCCACCUCCGUCCCCCACCUCAAGCAACUCCACGCCCACCUCCUCCGCUCCGCCCUCGACCUCUCCCUCACCGCCCCCUUCCUCUCCAAGCUCCUCUCCCUCUCCCUCUCCUCCCCUUCCUCCUCCUCCUCCUCCUCCUCCUCCCUCGACUACGCCCUCUCCGUGUUCCUCCACUCCCCUGACCACCUCCACCCCCACCCCCGCCUCGCCAACCGCGUCCUCCGCGCAGCGCUCCGCGCCGCCGAGCCGCGCCGGGCCCUCCGCGCCUACGCCCGGUUCAGGCGAGCCGGCCUCGUCCCCGAUCGGUUCACCCUCCCCGCGGUUCUCCGGGCCGCAGCCCGGACCGGCGAUGACGCCGCGCGCGAGGCCCACGGGCUCGCUGCGAGGUUGGGGCUCGACUCCGACCCCUUCGUUCAGACCGCGCUGGUGGGCGCCCACGCCGCUCUCGGGCGCGUCGCGGACGCGCGAGGGGUGUUCGAUAGAAUGCCGCAGCGAGAUCUCGUCGCGUGGGGAGUUAUGCUUGAUGGGUAUUGUCAGAGCGGCCGCUACUCUGAGGCCCUGUUGCUGUUUGUAGAGAUGAGAAGCUCCGGAAUAGUACCCGAUCAGGUUAUCCUCGCCACCGUCCUCUCGGCGUGUGGACGAGCCAAAAAUUUGAUGUUCGGAAAGUCGCUUCACUGUUAUAUUCUACAAUCCGAUCCCUCAAUCGACACACACCUUCAGAGUGCGCUUAUCACAGUGUACUCCAAUUGUGGGUCCAUGGAAAUAGCCCAGAAAUUGUUUGAUGGGAUGUGUCCAAAGAACUUAGUUGCAUCAACUGCCAUGGUUUUCGGGUAUGCCAAGCUUGGCCAGAUUGAGAUUGCGCGGUCCAUAUUUGAUCAAAUGCCAAACAAGGACCUUGUCUCUUGGAGUGCUAUGAUAUCGGGUUACGCGGAAAGCGAUCGGCCCAGUGAAGCCCUAAAAUUGUUCAAUAUGAUGCAAGAAUCUGGUCUUAAGCCAGAUGAAAUCACUAUGUUGAGUGUCGUAUCAGCUUGUGCUAAUUUGGGUGCUCUUGAUCAAGCCAAAUGGAUUCAUAUUUAUGUCAAUAAGAAUGGGUUUCGUACUGUCUUGUCUGUGGGCAAUGCUCUGAUCGACAUGUUCUCUAAAUGCGGGAGCUUGGCUCAUGCACAAAAGAUAUUCAACGAAAUGCCUCGAAGGAAUGUGAUUACUUGGACGAGUAUGAUCACAGGCUUGGCUAUGCAUGGGGAUGGGAGAUCAGCAUUAGCCCUGUUCGAUCGCAUGAAAGUCGAAGGGGUUGAGCCUAAUAGUGUUACAUUUACUGGUUUGCUCUAUGCUUGCAGCCAUGCAGGCUUGGUCGAAGAGGGUAGAUUGGUAUUCAGAUCGAUGGCUCAAGAGCACAAUAUUGAGCCAAAGUAUGAGCAUUUUGGGUGUAUGGUGGAUCUCCUCGGUCGAGCUCGGCUUCUAGAAGAAGCACUUCAACUUAUAGAGUCGAUGCCUCUUCGACCAAAUGUCGUUGUCUGGGGGUCUCUAUUAGGGGCCUGUAGGGUCCAUGGAGAAGUUGAGAUCGGUGAAUUGGCUGCAAAAAGGCUUUUGGAACUUGACCCACGUCAUGAUGGGGCUUAUGUGCUUCUCUCGAAUCUCUAUGCUAAAGCUGGUAGGUGGGAUGAUGUUAGGGAAGUGAGGAAGCAGAUGAAAUCUAGGGGGGUCUUAAAGGAGAAAGGGUGUAGCUGGAUGGAGCUGAAUGGAAAAGUGCAUGAGUUUUUGAUGGGGGAUGUAUCUCAUCCUAGAAAUGAUGAAAUCUAUUUAAAAUUAAACGAGGUAGUCGAAGAAUUAGGAAAAAUGGGUUACUCUCCAAAUGUGGGGAGCGCAUUGGUUGAUUUGGAGGAAGAAGAGAAGAGGGGGGCCGUUCUUAUGCACAGUGAGAAAUUAGCUCUUUCUUUUGGGCUGAUCAAUUCGGCGCGGGGUUCUGUCAUUAGAAUAGCAAAGAAUCUAAGGGUUUGCGAAGAUUGCCACUCAUUCAUGAAGUCGGCGUCAAAGAUAUACGAAAGAGAGAUUGUUUUGAGAGAUAGAAGCCGCUUUCAUCGGUUCAAAGAUGGGGCUUGCUCUUGUGGAGAAUUUUGGUGAAUGAAUACAAGUAUUUAAGAAGGUAACUUGUAAUUUUGCAGAGCUAGAUAUCAAAUGUACAUGCAGUGUCUUACUGCUCCCUUGUCUUGGAUAUGCAUCUCAUUGCUCUAUGUUAUCCAGGACAAAUAUUAUUCAUGUAAAACAAUCAGGAAAUGCAUUUCUGUGCCUUUAAUACAGUGUUAUCAUCAACUAA
Molecule: messenger RNA, 2499 nt
Organism: Ananas comosus (pineapple)
Lineage: Eukaryota; Viridiplantae; Streptophyta; Magnoliopsida; Poales; Bromeliaceae
Product: pentatricopeptide repeat-containing protein At4g14820
Exons: 2
Coding region: 102-2306 (734 amino acids)
Biological process (GO): RNA modification
Molecular function (GO): RNA binding; zinc ion binding; protein binding
Source: RefSeq, a predicted model, not a curated record